CCGGAGCUGCGGCUCCAACUUUCCCGGGCGGAAUUUGGCCGGAACAUGUCUCUGACCAACACAAAGACGGGCUUCUCGGUGAAGGACAUUUUGGACCUGCCCGACACCAACGAUGAGGACGGCUCGGCGGAGGGCGGCGAGGGGGAGAGCGAGGCGCCCGAGCCGCCGCGGAAAGCGGGAGUUUUGGGACAAACCCCCUUGGACACUGUUCCGACGCUGCCUUUGAAGAGCCCUUUCUAUGAUAACAGCGAUAAUCCCUACACGCGCUGGCUGGCGAGCGCCGAGGGCAUCCAGUACUCCC
Ficedula albicollis (Collared flycatcher) is the source of this 301-nucleotide messenger RNA. Its product is annotated as homeobox protein Nkx-2.2-like. The record is from RefSeq and is a predicted model, not a curated record. The annotation marks the transcript as partial. Lineage: Eukaryota; Metazoa; Chordata; Aves; Passeriformes; Muscicapidae. The transcript has 2 exons.